GCGGCGUUGCUUAUAUGCUCGGGUGCAGCGUCAUGGAAACAUGUCGAAGGACGGACCUUUUGCUCUUGAUAUUUAUCUCGUCUUAAUACUCCGCUGUUGACAUCGUUCCACCCUGACCAUGUCGUCUACCCCCAUUGUACCCUUCUCAGAGCCUCCCUAUCUCGCUGGCCUCCCAUCUCCAUAUUACAAGCCAACGCAUUUGAAAUGGCAAAAAGCCUGUCGAAAGUUCAUACAAAAUAAUCUGCUGGAGAAUGCUUUGGAAUGGGAUACCGCCGAAACGUUGCCUGAACAUGUCUUCGACACCUUUGCGAAAGCGGGGAUGCUGAUUCCAUCCCUACCCGCUCCAUUGCCUGUAGAAUGGCUCAAGAGACUGGGGAUCCAUGAGAUAUUGGGAGUGUUGAAGGUCGAAGACUUUGACUACAUCCAUACCAUGAUCUACUGCGAUGAGAUGGCGCGCUCCGGACUGGCAGGUCCCUCGGGCUCUCUCACAACCGGGAUCUCGUUUGGUGUACCUCCAAUCCUCAAAUACGGCAAUAAGCAGCUACAAGAGCGCCUUCUGCCCGAGCUUUUGACGGGCAAGAAGCGGACAUGUAUCGCCAUUACCGAGCCCAGUGCUGGUUCUGACGUGGCAAAUAUUUCCACUACCGCAACGAAGACACCAGACGGGAAACACUACAUAAUCAAUGGCACGAAAAAGUGGAUUACCAACGGUAUCUGGGCUGAGUACUCCUCUAUGGCAGUACGAACUGGGGGGCCAGGGCCUUCUGGCCUCUCCAUGGUUGUUGUGCCAUUGAAGGGAUAUCCGGGCGUCACCAUGCGAAGAUUGAAAGUCGGUGGUCAAGUCUCAGCUGGCACUACCUUCAUUGAACUUGACGAUGUCAAGGUGCCAGUGGAGAAUCUAAUCGGUCAGGAGGGCAUGGGCAUGAAGUACAUCAUGACCAACUUCAACCACGAGCGCCUCACUAUCGCUAUUGGUGCAACACGAUCAGCUCGCGUCGCACUGGCAGCUGCCAUGGAGUAUGUUCUCAAGCGUGAGGCGUUCGGAAAGACUCUUGUCGAGCAGCCUGUUGUGAGACACCGCCUGGCCAAAUGUGGCGCUUUGCUGGAGAGCCAAUGGGCUUGGGUCGAGCAAUUCGUGUACCAGAUGACCCAAUUACCCAAGGAGACCGCUGACAUCGAGCUUGGUGGUCUCACUGCGAUGGUCAAAGCCCAAUCAGGCAUUGUUCUGAAUGAGUGCGCACAAUGCGCAGUACUACUGUUUGGUGGAAACGGUUACACGAGAUCAGGGCAGGGUGAAUUGGUCGAGCGAAUAUACCGAGAGGCGCCCGGCGUGCGCAUUCCGGGAGGGUCAGAGGAUGUUUUGCUGGAUCUUGGCGUCCGUCAGCUCGUCAAGAACUUCAAGAACAAAACAAAAGCCAUGGAGCGUCCAAAAGGUUCUUCAAAACUGUAAAUCCUCCUAUCAAAAAGCGAAUCGGAUUUUUUCCUGUACUAUACGGAAAAUCACAUCGGCCACCGCGUGAAAUUUUGAGAGUUUCUGGCAUAUUUUGUAGUGCCAAGAGGCUUAAAUUCAUUUACCCUUUUCUCUGUGGAACUUUAACGCUCGUAUGUGCAUAAAUUGCA
This is a messenger RNA of Lindgomyces ingoldianus, 1620 nucleotides long. RefSeq names its product short-chain specific acyl-CoA dehydrogenase mitochondrial precursor. NCBI's taxonomy places the organism in Eukaryota, Fungi, Ascomycota, Dothideomycetes, Pleosporales, Lindgomycetaceae. The record is from RefSeq and is a predicted model, not a curated record. Gene Ontology annotation, molecular function: oxidoreductase activity, acting on the CH-CH group of donors; flavin adenine dinucleotide binding. The coding region runs from base 119 to 1450 and encodes 443 amino acids. The transcript has 3 exons.